AUGAAUGUCGAGCAAGAGCCGUCGCCAGCGUCACAUGUGCUGGGCACUCCGAGGGAAGGAGACUCGAGCUCUCCUCUUCGUGCUAGGGCUCUUGACGAAGCUUUGAGAAGGCUGGGGGAGAACCCUGAAGAUAUUCUGUCCGACAUGUUUCAGGGAACUCCAGCAAAACGAGCAUACAUGAGUUAUGUGAAUCCGAGGGCAAACAGGACGCCCAACAAUGUUGAGACCAUGGAGGAGAGCGCAGCCCGGACGGCAAAGCAGGUUUCGUUUCUCAUGCGUGAGCACCGAGCGACACUCGCAGACUAUUUGAGGAACGUCGACGCUGCUAGACAAGAGCAGGAAAGCUUGGGAUUAGAACCACAUCCCAUCACACUGGUCGGUCUAAGUGAAACACUGCUGACAGUAAAAGUAGUGGUGGUUGUGGUGGUGGUGGUGGUGAUGAUGAUGAUGGAGAUGAUGAUGAUGAUGAUGAUGAUGAUGAUGAUGAUGAUGAUGGAUAUGAUUACGAUGAUGAUGAUAAUAACAAUGAUGAUAGCGAUGAAGAGGUUCUUGACAACGUCAGAUCAGUUUACAACGUGGGAAGCAUUUUCGGACAGGCGAGACCGCACGAGUGAAAGAGCUGCCGAUCAACAGGUUGUGACUUGCGGGUUUACUCCCCAUCCUCCGCAUGAGAAGCUGUCCAAGACAGCUCUCUCUGCCAUUGAGUUCGUUCCUUCCCGUCACUUUGAAACUACUGCAGAAGCUAUCAGGGUGUUGAAGAGUGAGGGGGUUCACAUCAUCGGGAUGGAGACAACUUCUCGCAGCAAGAGCUAUGUUCGUCUCUCGUAUCCUCAACCUUGCGCUCUCGUCCUCGGCAACGAGCUCACAGGGAUCUGCACUCAGGUAAUGCAGGAUUGCGACGAGCUUGUUGAAAUCCCAACCUUCGGCGUGAAGAACUCGCUCAACGUUGCGUCAGCCUGUCCAGUCGUUGUGUUCGAGGUGCUCCGACAGUGGGGAAAGAUGUGA
Messenger RNA from Guillardia theta CCMP2712, 1005 nucleotides. RefSeq lists its product as hypothetical. The record is from RefSeq and is a predicted model, not a curated record. The coding region runs from base 1 to 1005 and encodes 334 amino acids. Gene Ontology annotation, molecular function: RNA binding; RNA methyltransferase activity. The transcript is spliced from 10 exons. Lineage: Eukaryota; Cryptophyceae; Pyrenomonadales; Geminigeraceae. Gene Ontology annotation, biological process: RNA methylation; RNA processing. Gene Ontology annotation, cellular component: cytosol.